AUGGACGCCUCCACAGCAGCACGGCACGCAGCAGUGGCUGCUGUUCUCAGAGCGAUCGUCGCUGACAAGAGGCCGACUCGUCUCCGUGGCUCCCUCUCCUUGUCCCCUUCUGCCGCCUCUACUUUGUCCCCUUCUCCUUCGCCCUUUUCAGCGCCACCGACGGAGGCGCGUUGCAGAGCCGCCCACCCCUCCGCAGGGCGCUCCACUGUCUCUCCGAGUCUCCUUUCUCUGUCUUCUCACCUGGCGGCUGAUCUUCCAGACGGGGCGGAAAGCGCCGAUGGGAUAGCCGACGCUGUGCAAGUUUGGGGCGAGCUGGCGGAUUUGAAUCGCGAGGAAGAAGUCGCUUUGUGGCAAUUGCUGCUGGAGAGACUGCAAGAGAUCGAAGCGAGCGUGACGCCCACUGAGCAGGUGAUUAUUCUCGACGCUCUCGCGCGCCUUCCGCCGCAGCUCUUGUUCACGUCCGUAAAGGCUCACGGUGCAGAGCCCGCCGCCUCUCCAUCUCUCUUUUGUGAUCGCGUCCACGCCACUGCGAGACGGCUCAUGGGGCGGAUGGCACACCAAGUUUCCGUCCUUCCUGUUGCCGCUUUGGCCGUGAUUCUUCGUGCAGCAGCUGUCCUCGAUGUGCCCCACGCUGGCCUGCUCGGCGCGGUUUCUGUCGCCCUGCAGAGCGAGAGAAAUUCCGCGCCGUUUGAAGACAAGAGAAGCCUCGGGUCCCGCGCCGGGCAUGCAUCUCGCGCAGCAGGAUGCGCCGAACUCGACAGCGGAGCCGUUGGACACCAGAGAGAACAGGGAAACUCGGCUAAACAGAGAGAGGCGCGUGAAGCGGAGACGGGGACGGCUCUGGGACGCGCAGAGCAGGGUGAGGGCAGGGGCGACCUCGGAAACAGAGAAGAGCACAGCGACGGCUGCGACAGGUGCGCUGAGCGCGGAGACGGGAAACGGCAAGCAGAAGCAGGGACACGCGAAGACGAGGAGGAAUCAACUCGUGAACAGCAUCUGGGAGGCAGAGGCAUCUGCGCGGUGGUGUAUGGACACCUCGCGUUAAACAAACAUGGCUUUGCUUUCGAUCCGAUACCUUUUCUUCAACAGUUUCUUUCUCCUCAAGUCUGCGCAACUCUCUCGCCGACGCGUGCAGCCGCCCUUGCCACAUACGGCCGGCACUGCCUCGAGGCUCACCUUGCCGGAGUUGAGGAUCCGCACCACGCGCGGAAGCUGAAGGCAAUCGCGAGGCGCUCUGAUGAACGGGACAGAGACACGCGACAGCUCCGAGGUUUUACUCAGGAAGAACCAGAAAUGAGUCGCGUGCGCCUCCUUUGUGCGCUGACGCCCCUCGUUCACAGACUGCUUCAGAUUCAGAGUGGCCGCACGGCGCCUUCAUCGGCUGCGCCGUCUUCUCCCGCGUCUGCGCUGCUGUGUCUCGGUGCAUCGACGCCUCCGUCUGCAUCGCUUUUUUCGUCUCUUCUAUCUCUGACGCCGACAAACCUAAACCGCCCUUGGUACACACAUCUGGCUAUGCUGGAGGAGGAACCGGAAGAUCGAGGCCCGAAGGCGGAAACUCAAGGGCAGACGACGCGUCCCUUCACCUCGCUCUUCUCCCCGGGCGAAGUCACUGCAGCUGCAGCGUUCGCUUGUGCGUAUCUGGUGUCUUUCCAGCGGCUGAGGCGAAUGCCUAAAGGUGGCGCGUGCGACUUGCGUUCGAUCGAUGCGUGCACUCUGAAGGAGUCAGGCUCCGACGACGCUGCUGACCAGACACGCGGCAGCGGCGGCGGCGCUGCGUCUCGGCGGACGGGCGAGGCGGAUACAGGCGCAGAGACGUUCGAGGAAAGAGGACAGGCGCGAGUGAAGCCGCGGCAACGGGCAAGAGGGUCCGGCGGAGAGGGCGAAGCGACAACGACGGAGAGUCACGCGGACGAGGAUGCCUGCGGGCUCCAGCGGGGUGCCGAAGAAAGCAGUCGUUUGCUUCGCAGCUUCGCCGAGGCGCUCCCGUCGCUCCUGGGGCGCAUGUCCGGAGCUGACGCCGCUGCCAUCUUCUCAGGCCUGCACAGGCUCGGGUGUCUCGACACCUGGACGGCAGAAGCCUUAGCGGAUGUGAUGGAGCGGGAGUUAAACCGAACGUCGCCGGCGACGCAGCGACACUCCGCGCCGUGGGGCGCGCGCCGACCGGGUUUGCCGACCUUCUGGAGCGAGGAACGCCUCGCCUUUCCAUUGCUUCUCCACGACGCGCUUCACUUCCUCGAAGCAGCCGUCGCCGGAGGAAUCCUCUGCCGCCGCUCGCUUCUCUUGCACGCUCUCGCAGCCAACCUCGCACGCGAGGCUUCGUCGCUCUCAGAAGCGCAAAAAAGGCGACUCGUCCUGGUCUGCGACUCCCUUGGGCUCGGCGUGCUCUGUGACGCUGCUGUGAACACGCAUGCAGAUUGCCCCGAUGACAAGAUGCAUUUCCGUGCCGUCCACGCAGCAUCUGAUGGAGGGGCUGAUGCCUGUCGCUGA
Messenger RNA from Neospora caninum, 2487 nucleotides. RefSeq lists its product as hypothetical. The transcript is spliced from 6 exons. The record is from RefSeq and is a predicted model, not a curated record. The coding region runs from base 1 to 2487 and encodes 828 amino acids. Lineage: Eukaryota; Apicomplexa; Conoidasida; Eucoccidiorida; Sarcocystidae.